Molecule: messenger RNA, 1265 nt
Organism: Triplophysa rosa
Lineage: Eukaryota; Metazoa; Chordata; Actinopteri; Cypriniformes; Nemacheilidae
Exons: 7
Coding region: 48-1208 (386 amino acids)
Source: RefSeq, a predicted model, not a curated record
UCUCAUCAGUCAUCUCUGGAUCUGCUUCAUCAUCUUUACACAGUGACAUGGACAAACUCAUUCAUCUGAUUUUACUUUCUGGUCUUGCUUCCAUUCAGGGUAGUUUGGAAGAGAAUUUAGCAUUGCAUGGAACAGUUACACAGUCAUCCACACAUCUCACCUGGGUAGCUCAAAAUGCCAUAGAUGGUAAAAAAUAUGGCUCUGAAUACUGCUUUGCUACAUUGAAUCAAAGUAACCCAUGGUGGAGGUUGGAUCUCUUGGAUGUUUAUAACAUCAGUACAGUGAUCAUCACUGCUCACGACGACUAUUUGGAUCAAGCCAACGGAGCCGAGAUUCGUGUCGGAAACUCACUGGAAAACAACGGAAACAACAAUCCCAUAUGUGCUGUAACUUCUGGUCUGCAAGCUGCUCGCACCAUCACUUACUCGUGUCCUGGGAUGUUGGGACGUUAUGUGAAUGUGUUCAUGCCUGGAAGUACAGCUCAUCUGUCUCUGUGUGAGGUGGAGGUGUAUGGAACAGAGAAUUUAGCAUCGAAAGGAACAGUUACACAGUCAACCACAUUGAGCAACUAUGUAGCUGAAAAAGCCAAAGAUAAUGCAAGAUAUGAUGGAGAUAUAUGCUCUGCUACAUUGUUUCAAACUAACCCAUGGUGGAGGUUGGAUCUUCUGGAUGUUUAUAACAUUGGCACAGUGAUCAUCAGUACUAGAUGGUAUCCCGCUGAAACCAACGGAGCAGAGAUUCGUAUUGGAAACUCACUGGACAACAAUGGAAACAACAAUCCCAGAUGUGCUGUAGUUUCUGGUUUUCUAGUUGGUCACACCAUCAGUUACUCAUGUCCUGGGAUGUCGGGACGUUAUGUGAAUGUGUUCAUGCCUGGACUGAUAAAUCGUCUCUCUCUGUGUGAGGUGGAGGUGUAUGGAACAGAGAAUUUUGCAUUUAAGGGAACAGCCACACAGCCAUCAACAUAUCUCACCUGGGUAGCUCAAUAUGCCGUAGAUGGUGUAAGAUAUGGCUCAGUUGAAGCAGAACACUGCUCUUCUACAUCAUCUGAGAGUAACCCAUGGUGGAGGUUGGAUCUUCUGGAUUAUUAUGAGAUUGACACAGUGAUCAUCGCUCCUAAACCAUCCUGCUGUCCUGAAUUUACCACUGGAGUAGAGAUUCGUAUCGGAAACUCGCUGGACAACAAUGGAAACAACAAUCCCAUGUAAAGUUAUUCACUUAAACACCUUUAUAGAGGUCGAUUGCUUUAAACGCCUCCAUUGAGA